Messenger RNA from Colletotrichum graminicola M1.001, 168 nucleotides. RefSeq lists its product as uncharacterized. Bases 1 to 168 code for a protein of 55 amino acids. Lineage: Eukaryota; Fungi; Ascomycota; Sordariomycetes; Glomerellales; Glomerellaceae. The record is from RefSeq and is a predicted model, not a curated record. The transcript has a single exon.
AUGAACAACGGCGUGGACUUUACCCUGUACGAGAGACGCGGCUGGUUCGAAGCGGGAGGGGGCUACCAGAUCCGCCUCGGCGACGCAGCCAUGGAAGGGUUCGAAUCUUGCCCAAGACAGGGCCGCAUUCCAUCGAUCCGGAACAAAAUCGGGCAGUCCAUGAACUAG